AUGUGUAGGCGUAGUGUCGGAGUUGUAGUGUGUCUUAUUUUUAGUGACGUUGGAGUCACCGGCCUUUUGUACCCACAGGUAAAGAAUGACGCUAAAGUGGAUUAAAAUAUGACGAUUUUUUAGCAGAACUCGGUGAGAGGACUUGAUUCUUUGGAUGGCCUUUGGGACUUUGUUCGUGAGCCGACAUUUGCAACCGACCUUGGCUUGAAAAACAGGUGGUAUCUAAAGGUACUCAGCAGCUUCGAAAACGCAACAAAGGUUCCUGUUCCCACAGCAUACAACGAUUUGUUUGCCCAUAGAGAAGUCCGCGAUCACAUUGGAUGGGUUUGGUACCAAAAAGUUUAUCAAACGCCACAUUCAAGGAGCCAAAAACGUUUAAUAUUAAGAUUUGGAAGUGUAAAUUACAAUUCCAAUGUGGUAGGUUGUCUGAUCUAGCCGGUUUCCUCACCCGACGUUUAUUCUCUCAUCCUUGGUGUGGAAUUGACAAGAAGUUUCAGUACAUCAACGGCAUCCUAUUAAGCACACACACUGGCGGCCAUUUGCCAUUUGAGGUCGAGAUGCCUAAGGCGGAUGAGUAUAUAAUAACGGUUGCAGUGAAUAAUACUCUUCACACGGGUUCAGUCCCCCCAGGCGCAUAUGAAUACGUGCCGAUGAAAAAUGUUUCGUUCAUCUGGCAAAAGCCUGGAUUCGAUUUUUUCAAUUAUGCUGGUAUUCUACGGCCGGUGGUGGUACAAGUUCUUGGAGUUGCGUACUUGGAAAGGCUAAGGUUGUGGAGCGAAAAACCAAGUAUGCGAUGUAGUUUGCCUAUGCAAAUAACAUGUUUAACACACGAUGAAGCUUUUUCAGACAUUCUAAAGUAUGACUUGAAAGUCAAUGGCAAAGCCGAUGUAAAAAUUUUGCUCACGCUAUUCGAUCCAUUGGGCCAAAAAAUUGAAUCAGUCACUUAUCCCGCCAAAUUUACAGCCGUAGAUGAUGUGCAAUUAUGGUGGCCGCGAGGAUAUGGAAAGGCAAAUUUGUAUAGAGUCAAGGUAUUUUAGGCAUAUUCGAAGUAUAUUUUAAAUGCCGGUUUCAGGUUCAGUUAUAUUGGAAUGAAACGAUCGUCGAUGAAUAUACCGAAACUUUUGGAUUUCGCUUCCUGGAGUUCAAGGAAAAGAAGUUGCAUGUGAAUGGUGUACCAUUUUAUUGUAUGGGAUUUGGAAUGCAUGAAGAUUUUGAGGUACCCAUAUCCGAAAUGCAAAGACAAAACUUUUAGCUCCAUGGAAGAGGUUUUAAUCCGGUGGUUAUGACAAAAGAUCUCAAUAUGUUCGAGUGGACAAAUGCAAACUGUUAUCGCACAUCGCACUAUCCGUAUAGCGAAGAACGAGCCUACGAAGCCGACCGGAGAGGAAUUAUGGUGAUCACGGAGACACCGGCUGUCGGCUUGGAGUAAGGCUUAAUCAUUCUGGACCAACAUCCUUCUCAAUUGCAGGUUCUACACAAACGAAGUACUGUUGCUUCAUAAGAAAAUGAUUAAGGAUAUGAUUGAGCGUGAUUUCAAUCAUCCUUCAGUCUUUGCAUGGUCGCUGGCUAACGAACCUUGGACUGAGAAGCCUAACUGCCGGGAACACUUUCAAGAAGUCGCAAAAUACGCAAAGAACGAAGAUCCAACUCGCCCAAUUACGGUAGUUUAUGGACCGACAAACCCGAACGAUGAUUCGACGAAAACAGCCGAGUUUGCUGAUUUUAUUGGAAUCAAUUUCUACCCCGGUUGGUAUCAAGACAUGGGGCACCCCGAAGUGAUUCCAGAAAGGACGUACGAUCUGAUCCUCACGUGGAACAAGCAUUUUCCAAACAAACCCGUUUUAAUCACAGAAUACGGCGGAGAAGCCUUGCCGGGAAUGUACAGCGAACCAGGCUUUGCCGGAUCGGAGCAAUAUCAAAUGGAGUUGAUUCGAGGGAACUUCGAAGCCUUUGAGCAGCUCCGAGGAGAGGGUCGGAUUUUUGGCGAGAUGCUUUGGAAUUUCGCCGACUUUAUGACAGCACCACGUAAGUUUGGAAAUAUUCCUCAAAAUCGGUAAAUACUUCCAUUUUUUGUGCGCUUUUUAGAUAUUACUCGACUGAUGGGAAACCACAAGGGAGUCUUUACGAGAGAACGGCAACCAAAGAUGGCGGCGUACUUGAUGAAGGAAAGAUACGGGAAGUUUAGAACGAUAUAUGAAGAAAAAUUAAAGAUCAAUAAAAUGUAG
Messenger RNA from Bursaphelenchus xylophilus (pine wood nematode), 2225 nucleotides. NCBI's taxonomy places the organism in Eukaryota, Metazoa, Nematoda, Chromadorea, Rhabditida, Aphelenchoididae. The record is from the annotation of a GenBank genome assembly.